Molecule: messenger RNA, 1998 nt
Organism: Penicillium daleae
Lineage: Eukaryota; Fungi; Ascomycota; Eurotiomycetes; Eurotiales; Aspergillaceae
Product: Zn(II)2Cys6 transcription factor
Exons: 4
Coding region: 1-1998 (665 amino acids)
Biological process (GO): DNA-templated transcription
Cellular component (GO): nucleus
Molecular function (GO): DNA-binding transcription factor activity, RNA polymerase II-specific; zinc ion binding; DNA binding
Source: RefSeq, a predicted model, not a curated record
AUGGAUGCGCUCACUCCAGCGGGGCGUCCAUAUCGAUCGAAAAUAAAACGGCCGUGCGAUCGGUGUCGUACCAGGAAGACGGCGUGCAUCCUUCCAGAGAGCGGGCCUUGCAAGACUUGCUACCGGGCCGGAAACCCGUGCACGUUUGAACUGCAUGCGACUGCUCGACACCGGCGUCCUGGCACACGGUACCAAGCUCGUCGAACUCCCGACAGCUGCAGAAUGGAGGAGGUUCCAAUGCGGGAUCAAGCUCCCAACAAUAGUGGCCAUUCACACUCUGCGCCACCUAAUCAAGCAGCUGAUCGCUCUCAUUCAGUGCCUGAUAGAUGGAGAACGGAGUUCGAGAAUGAUCAACCGGGGCCUCAUGCUGGCAGUGCAGAAUAUCAGAGGUCAGACGUGGAUGUCAGUAUGCCUCCCUUAGGAUUACAAUCCCACCUGGGGUUGUCGCAGCAACUUCGGUUUGUUGGCAAUAACAAUGGAGUACCGACUGUUCAACGUAUCCGGUCACUGGAUCAGAUAGAUGGGUCAACCGCUCAGCUGUUUGGUAUGUCCUCCGAGUCAGACCCAUGGCUGCUCAGGCAUUGCCGAUAUGAUGAGUAUGGCAUGCGAAGUCUACAUCGAACUCACGUCCGGCAUGUGGGCGGAGUGCCGGUUGAAGGCCUGGUACCUGUUCAUUUCUUGGUGAUGGAAGAUGAUAUUCUGGCAUCCGCAAAAGAAGCUACUCGGUUCAGACCCGGAGGACCUGACAUGGCAAGGAACGAAUUGGAUGCAAUGGUAGCGCCUGAACAUGGGAGGCGAUUAGUUUCCUUAUUCCUCACAUUUGUCUUCCCAACCAUGCCGUCCACUUACUCGCGGCCAUUUACGCAUCGGCAUUUCCUUUCGCCGUUCACGACCCCAAUUUAUGCGUUUUUGCAGCAUAUGAGGAGCAUCUUUGUGCGCGUUUGUGGCGCAUGGUCUACGAACUUAUCGCCGAAGAAAUACACACCCCCAAAUUAUCCGUUCUGCAGGCCUCGUUACUCUAUCUCCAACAAAUGCCGAGCGGGAGCCAACGUUCUGUCUCUGAUAGUCCGUUCAUUUGGUCAUUCCUGGGCUCCAUCGUCGCGCAGGCGGCCUCCCCUAGGUCUACAUCUCGAGCCGCGUCCAUGGGGCAUUCCUGCGUGGGAGAAAAGGCUUCGCAGGAGAUUAUGGUGGGCUGUGUAUCUGGAGGAUAAAUGGCGAAGCCUGCUGAUGGGUCGACCUCCAUUUAUUCACCACGAGGACUUUGACGUGUUCGAGCUUGACGGUAAUGACUUUGUGGUGGAUGGAAAUCCAGCGGGAUAUUUUAAUACACUCAGGGACUACCACUGCGAACCGAUCUUUAUUCAUGCGACGAAAUUAGCCCGCGUGGUGGAGAAGAUGCAUCGGACGUUCUACACCCUCAAGGCUUGUCAAAGACUCUCCGGUGAUUUCCGUGCCUCCAUCGACGCAGCACGGCCCAUCCGCACCCAACUGCAGAACUGGUACUCCUCGCUCCCGGACAGUCUACACCUCAACUCCAGGCUGGACAACUCCAGGCUGGACACCAACGCCCACACGAACUACGGUCGAGUAGAAGGCACCGCAGGUCUUCACUUUUCGUACUUGGUCCUUGAGAUGUUCCUGUACCGCGCCAUCCUGCGUUCUCUUGCCAGCUCACCCCAGCCGCCGCCAAUCUCGGAAGACCAAGAUCCCGCGCAAGAUCCUCGCCAGGAUCCUCCCCAGGAUCCUCCACCGAUACGCUCCCCAUGGUUUCUGGAAAACCUGACUUUCGACGGGCAUGGAUUCGACCAGCUCCCGGCCUCAAAUUUCUUAGAGCUUGGGGAGGCUGCCGAGGCCACGGUGAAUGCCGCGGAAAAGUGCGCUGCCAUUAUCGUCAAUUUUGUUGGGACUUUGCUUCCUCGGGAUUUCGGAUCGUUUUGGCAUCCUUGUAAUAACGUUUCUCCUCUUACCCUCACUCCAACAUCUUUCAAAGUUACCUGA